AUGUACUUUUCGAUCGCGAUGGUCUUUAUGGCACUGACUGCCUUUGAUGUCGUCAAAGCAUCCGUCCUUUUGACUGUAUACAACCAAUGCAGUAAUACCAUUGAGCUGUAUGACGACAAUGUUGCUGAAAUGGUUGCGUCAGGUGACAUUACUCGUCGUAUACUCGACGAAGGAUUUAGUGGCAUGUUUCGCAACGGUGUGAAUACCCAAGCUUCUCUGGCCGAGUUUUCUGUCUCUCGUGACUUCUUGUCGUAUGAUGUUAGUAUCAUCCCGAGUGGCGUCUUUCCUCCUGGUCAAUGUGCAUCACUUGAGGAGUGCAAGGCUGUAACGGGUGGUACGGGAUUCAAUACACCCAUGCAGAUUUCUCCAUUAGGAUGUGACACUGUUUUGUGUCUGGAGGAUGGCUGCGAGGUCGCUUAUCACUUCCCAAAUGACGAGUACAAGACGUACACAUGCGAAGGCACGACCUCCGUCGUAUUGACCUUUUGUCCGAACGGCAUCGAAGGAUCGUCGCAGCAACAGCAACAGCAGCAGCAGCAAAAUGAACAACCACUGGAGCAACAACCUGCUCCAGUGCUGAAGCCUACCGCAUCAAUGCCGGUCCCAGCUCAUUGUUUGAUGGACCCCGUUCCGACCACACAAGCUCCAAGUCAGCUUCAAACAGAGACGCCAACCGUUGAUGCAUCCGUGCCUUCUACGGUGACACUCAACGAGAUCCCAACUAUUGACCCGACCGCGGUUGAAGGGUCGAGCUUGAUGUCCAGCAAUGGAGAUCAGGAAACUGGUACGCUGUCGCCAAAGGAGGUGUCCAGUAAUGGCACGACGACGGGUACUGCGGCCCCAGCAGAUAGUGCAGCACUAGCGGAUAGUGCAGGACCUGCAGAUAGUGCAGGACCAGCAGAUAGUGCAGCACUAGCAGAUACUGCAGCACCAGCGGAUAACUCGGCCUCGACGGCUUCCGAGGCUCCGGUCGCCUACGUGACGCCUUUAUCCAAUACUAAUAGCGAGAGCGCAAACACACAGAGCAGCAAAGAAGGUGGCACUGGAGCAGGCACCUAUAUUGCAACUAGUCUAGGCUGCGUGGGGGUGGUAGCUGCUAUAGCAGUGGUAGCCGUUGCUUACACGAAGAAGCAACAGAUUGGCACACCGAAAGAGGAGGAGGAGACUAGCCAAGACGAAACCAUGACUCCUGUCACACAAAUCAAUGUGCUGUAA
Messenger RNA from Peronospora belbahrii, 1215 nucleotides. Lineage: Eukaryota; Oomycota; Peronosporomycetes; Peronosporales; Peronosporaceae. The record is from the annotation of a GenBank genome assembly.